AUGUCGCAAGAAAGUCUAUCAACAAGCAAUCUUCAGGCCCUGGUCCUUCUACAGCGACAAUACUUUGCGCUUUACCCGCCAUAUCUGUUGACGCUUCCCGACAAUCGGCUUCUCGCCUCCCCACUUGGGCAAGAAUUCAUCAUUCAACAGUUUCUUGGAGGAAGAGAAGGGGAGGACGGAGGAGUCUCUUGGAUCAGGGACUUUCAGCCCGAACAAGGGUACCAAGCAAAGUUCUGGAGGAGAGUAGUGGCUGCUAUAGAGAAUGGUGUAGCUAUUGGCGGUCAUCAACAAGGCGACGAGUGGGCUGUAGACGAUGACAUCUAUGAUCACGUGUCGAAUCUCAUGGUAUCGUCCUCUACAGGGUUCCAAGUACCCAGACCGUCGUACAGGACAUUUAUAUACGACCUGCCGGCAAAGACGCAACCUCAUGCGGAGUGUACCGAGGACAAGAACGGCGGACGUAUAACACUGUUGGAAGAACAGAUUGUCAUACAAAGCGGUACCACGGGACUGCGAACAUGGCAAGUCUUUCAACAUCUGACUGCAGCUCUGCAUCUGGGCCACCAUCUAAUUCAAAACUUGUCGACUUUGUUACCUCCACUAUUUGCAUCGAAUACAGGUUUCAUCGAGAUAGGUGCAGGAACUGGUCUCAUUUCGAUCCUUCUAUCACAUCUGGGAUUCCCUGUCAUUGCGACAGAUUUGGGCGAUAACGAGCAAGACUUGGAAUCGGAAAGCAGCUUCAGGACGCCUUUAGGUCGUCUCCACACCAACCUGUCGUUGAACUCGUACAACAACGAGCCACCGGAAAUACACCAUCUGGAUUGGUUUGAUGCUCGAAAGGAGCCCAGCGACCCGUCAUACGAUCACAAAUGGGCUGAUCUGGUACAAGCGAGACGGAAUGUGAUUGCUGCAGAUGUCAUCUACGACCCGGAUCUUGUACCGCCUCUCGUCGAUUCCAUUGAUGUCUUGCUGGGGAGCGCGAAGGAUCAACUAUGCGCCGUCGUGGCUGCUACUGUAAGAAACGAAACGACAUUUGAAUCAUUCUUGGCGCAAUGCGCUCAGUACCAUCUUACUGUAAAAGAUAUCGAGCUGCCGCCUAUACCAGACGCAAAUCCGACCUUUUGGGAUUCUGCUCUAGACGCUGGAACAAGAGUUGCAAUCAUGCGAAUCACCAAAGAGACCAGGUAG
Messenger RNA from Cryptococcus wingfieldii CBS 7118, 1188 nucleotides. RefSeq lists its product as hypothetical. The transcript has 6 exons. The record is from RefSeq and is a predicted model, not a curated record. The coding region runs from base 1 to 1188 and encodes 395 amino acids. NCBI's taxonomy places the organism in Eukaryota, Fungi, Basidiomycota, Tremellomycetes, Tremellales, Cryptococcaceae.